Molecule: messenger RNA, 1614 nt
Organism: Aspergillus oryzae RIB40
Lineage: Eukaryota; Fungi; Ascomycota; Eurotiomycetes; Eurotiales; Aspergillaceae
Exons: 3
Coding region: 1-1614 (537 amino acids)
Biological process (GO): oligopeptide transport; transmembrane transport
Cellular component (GO): fungal-type vacuole; plasma membrane
Molecular function (GO): dipeptide transmembrane transporter activity; tripeptide transmembrane transporter activity
Source: RefSeq, a predicted model, not a curated record
AUGUCGAGUGGAGAGCCCACAACAAUGACACCGUCUCCAAGUGAACGCACUCCACUUCUCUCCAAUGGGUCCGGUGGGGCAGCAGAUGAUGGAGGGACUACUGUGACGAUCUCGAAGCAUAAUGACGGGGUGAGGAGAAUCGCGGAUUCGCUGCCGCUUUCUGUCUGGCUCAUUUCCACCAUCGAGCUGUGCGAACGAUUUGCCUAUUUUGGGACCAUCGCACCGAUGCAAAAUUAUAUCCAAAAUCCCAGGAAUGAUCCAUUACGACCGGGCGGAAUUGGGCUGGGACAGGCAUCUGCGACCAUGGUGAACCAGGCGUUCAUGCUGUGGUGUUAUAUCACUCCUGUACUUGGGGCCGUGGUUGCAGAACAGUAUAUUGGAAGAGUGAAAACUAUCAUUUAUUCCUCGUCAGUCUACCUCUGUGGAUUGGUAACUCUAUUUCUAUCUUCAUUGCCAACUGCAUAUGCGAUGGGAAUAUCUCUACCUGGAUUACUAGUGUCUUUAUUCUUAAUCGGUAUCGGCACUGGUGGUAUAAAAACAAACGUCAGUUCGCUAAUAGCAGAGCAAUAUACUGGUCCUAAGGAGUCCAGACGUAUUCUAAAGUCAGGCGAGGAAGUUAUAGUCGAUAGAGAUCUCACUAUUCAGAGGAUAUUCACAACGUUUUUCUUAUAUAUCAAUAUUGGAUCUUUCUCACCUCUACUCAUAACAAUAAUUGAGAAAGAGUACGGCUUUUCAGCAGCAUUUUCUCUGUCAGCUAUAACCUUUUCCAUUGGAUUUAUAAUAGUCCUGGUCAGCAGACAUCUAUACAUCAGCCGGGACCCUGAUAGCUCUAUCAUCUUCAACGCCUGCAAGGCAUUUUGGAUAGCUAUUAAGCAUAAGGGCAAUCUGGACUAUGCAAGACCAAGCUAUCAGACAGAACAAGCAGCAACCAGGAGGCUCUCCUGGGACGAUUCCUUCAUUGACGACUUACGGCGUGCUAUCGCUUCAUGCAAAAUCUUCAUCCUAUAUCCAAUCUAUUGGGCAGCCUAUUCACAAUUCCUAACGAAUUUUAUCUCCCAGGCCGCAACUAUGGAGACACACGGAGUGCCUAAUGAUAUUAUGACAAAUAUAGACCCUAUAACAGUCCUAAUUCUUCUUCCUGUUCUAGACCGCAUUGUAUUUCCUUUCCUACGAAGGCAGGGGGUUCCUGUUCGCCACGUGGAUAGAAUUACAAUAGGGUUCCUGGUGUGUGGCAUCUCAAUGUUGUAUGCUGCCUUUGUUCAACGAACUAUUUACGCUGCCCCUCCUUGCUACGACCACCCAAGAGCUCCAGACUGCAUGGGCGGGCAGGUCCCGAAUCGGGUUUCUGUAUUCCUCCAAUCGCCUGCGUACGUCUUAGUCGCAAUCUCAGAGAUACUAGCGUCUGUGGCAGGUGUCGAAUAUGCCUACACGCAAGCUCCCAAGUCAAUGAAAUCCCUGAUUAUGGCCGUGUACUUGUCUGCUGUAUCGGCUGGGGCACUGAUAGCAAUCACUGUGUCGCCACUAACAGUCGAUCCAAAGCUGCCAUGGAUGUAUUUCACUCUCGGGGUGGAGAACUUUCUAGCUGGUGCUUUUCUUUGGAUUUUCCCGGCCUGA